CCUUGCGAAGCACCAUGGCCAGCAAGACCCCAGAGGACGAGCACCCUUCGGUGACACUCUUCCGCCAGUACCUGCGCAUCCGCACUGUCCAGCCUGAGCCUGACUAUGGGGCUGCUGUGGCCUUCCUUGAGGAGAGAGCCUGUCAGCUGGGCCUGGGCUGUCAGAAAGUGGAGGUGGCACCUGGCCGUGUGGUGACAGUGUUGACCUGGCCAGGCACCAACCCCAAGCUCUCCUCCCUCUUGCUCAACUCCCACACGGAUGUGGUUCCUGUCUUCAAGGAGCACUGGAGUCAUGACCCCUUCGAAGCCUUCAAGGAUGCUGAGGGCUACAUCUAUGCCAGAGGCGCCCAGGACAUGAAGUGUGUCAGUAUCCAGUACCUGGAGGCUGUGAGGAGGCUGAAGGCUGAGGGUCACCAUUUCCCCAGAACUAUUCAUAUGACCUUUGUGCCAGAUGAGGAGGUCGGGGGUCACCGAGGCAUGGAACUUUUUGUGCAGCGACCUGAGUUCCAGGCCCUGAAGGCUGGCUUUGCCUUGGAUGAGGGCCUGGCCAACCCCACCAGCGCCUUCACUGUUUUCUACAGUGAGCGGAGCCCUUGGUGGGUGCGGGUCACAAGCACCGGAAAGCCUGGCCACGGCUCACGCUUCAUCGAGGACACGGCAGCGGAGAAGCUGCACAAAGUUGUGAGCUCGAUCCUGGCCUUCCGGGAGAAGGAGAGACAGAGGCUGCAGACCAAUCCCCACCUGAAGCUGGGAGCUGUGACCUCAGUGAACCUGACUAAGCUGGAGGGCGGCGUGGCCUAUAACGUCGUACCUGCCACCAUGAGUGCCAGCUUUGACUUCCGUGUGGCACCUGACGUGGACUUGAAGGCUUUCGAGGAGCAGCUGCAGAGCUGGUGCCAGGCGGCUGGCGAGGGGGUCACCUUCGAGUUUGCUCAGAAGUGGACCAAACCCCGAAUUACCCGUACUGACAACUCAGACCCCUGGUGGGCAGCAUUUAGUGGGGUCUGCAAGGACAUGAACCUCACUCUGGAGCCUGAGAUCUUUCCCGCUGCCACUGACAGCCGCUAUAUCCGCGCCGUGGGAGUCCCAGCCCUGGGCUUCUCACCCAUGAACCACACACCGGUGCUGCUGCACGACCAUGAUGAACGACUACAUGAGGCCGUGUUCCUCCGCGGGAUUGACAUAUAUACCCGACUGCUGUCUGCCCUGGCCAGCGUGCCUGCCCUGCCCAGCGACAGCUGAGCUGCACGCUCCCCACCUCUGACCAGUGCCAAGGAGCCACUGUUCCCUCCCCCAACAAUAAAGUCAGUGUGGAAACAGGAGCUGCCUCUGAGGUACUAACAA
Elephantulus edwardii (Cape elephant shrew) is the source of this 1343-nucleotide messenger RNA. RefSeq names its product aminoacylase 1 (gene ACY1). Bases 15 to 1241 code for a protein of 408 amino acids. Gene Ontology annotation, molecular function: aminoacylase activity. Gene Ontology annotation, biological process: amino acid metabolic process. The record is from RefSeq and is a predicted model, not a curated record. Gene Ontology annotation, cellular component: cytoplasm. NCBI's taxonomy places the organism in Eukaryota, Metazoa, Chordata, Mammalia, Macroscelidea, Macroscelididae. The transcript has 14 exons.